GUGCAAUCAGGGUUGGGUCUUGGGUUUUGUUGUUAUCUAUUUACAGCGAUUGGUUGCGGUCUGCUUCAUGCUUUACAAACGGCCCGGGGAAGGGCGUGUACUCGGGUUUCGAGAAUGGCAUUUGACCACACUCUUGAUACCUUUUAGCUUUAUUCUAGCCAUCUUUUGCUUACUGAAGUUCGCCUCUUCAAGUUCAGCUGUGUUCAACCUGAGUCCACUUGGCGCGACACGUUUCACACCAAAUCGCGUUGCUUGUGUUCCAAAUGCCUCUCAAAUCAUUGAAGAGAAAUGUUCCCAUUCAGUAAGAAGGAACAAUGGAUUGACAACUGAUGUCGAGUGGGAUGACACCUCGCUUUUCAUUCGAGGCCAGCGGGUCUUCAUAUGGUCAGGAGAGUUCCAUCCAUGGCGUCUUCCAGUACCAGAGAUGUGGCGCGACAUUCUAGAAAAAAUGGUAGCAUUGGGUCUGAACACCGUCAGUAUUCCCGUCCACUGGGGGCUUGUGAACCCGGCACCUGGGAUAUUUGAUUUUAAUGGCUAUCGAGACCUCAAGGCUUUCUGUGAACUAGCACUCGAUGUUGGAUUAUGGGUAAUUCUGCGACCCGACACCUCUGCUGGUGGUUUGCCCCACUGGGUCAUCUCGACAACUUCGGGCCAGCUUAGAGCUAAUACGACAGAAUAUGCUGAGAAAUGGAGGCCAUACAUACGUGCCGUCUGCCAAAUUGCCAAGGUUUAUCAAGUCUCAUUGGGAGGCCCAAUAAUCGCCGUCCAAGUUGAAAACAAGUAUAUGGAAGACGAUAGGGCAGGACAUGCUGGAAAUGCUGAUAUGAUGCUGGAUAUCGAGAAUGAGAUGCGAAUGAACGGGAUCGUUGGAUUCGAUUGCUCUCGUCCAGAGAUCUGGAAAUCAGUUGUUGAGAAUUACUACGAUUAUCACAUGAAUACUAAUCCCUAUCAGCCUUGGUUUACACCAGAAUUUCAAGCAGGUGCACCCGAUGCCUGGGGACCAGGCUCUGCUGGAUAUGAUGCGUGCGCCGAACUGACUGGGCCAGAGUUUGAAUCCGUAUUCUACCGAAACUUGCUUGCGGCUAAUUUCAAGUUGAUCAACUUGUACAUGAUAUAUGGGGGCACCUCAUGGGGAUAUCUGUCCUACCCUGGCGUAAUCCCGCUCUUGCGGCCAGGAAAGGCAGCGGAACUCAAACGACAGACCUUGUUUGUUCGCUCCACUCCUGAAUUCUAUAACACUGUUGUGGUUGGUAACUCAUCCUCGAGCAGUGGUGUAGUUCGCUUUCGUGGAAGACGGAAUAUGGAUAUAUUCGGGACGCUUUUGAGAAACCCAGACACCGGUGCGCAAUUUUAUGUUAUGAGGCAUUUGACUUCAAACGCGACGGGAGCUCUUGGUGCCUCAGACUGGCCCUUUAUGUUGCUGGCUGGGCGAGAAUCGAAAAUGGUGAUAACUGAUCUCACAUUUGGCGUCGCUUCAAAGCUUCUGUAUUCCACCGCACAGGUUCUUUGGGCAGGGAGGAUUGGCGAUCGCGAUGCUCUUGUCCUCCAUGGUGCGACUGGGCAGUUCCAUGAAGCGGCUGUUAGGUUCCCGCCCUCACGACACAUCACUGCCCAGCAUCCGUUAAUCCACGUGUUGGAGGAUAAGGCAAGGGGUGCGAAUCUUAUCACUAUUCAACCAGGAGUGAAGGGUUUGGUAGUGAUCUGGGACUCACUCGAACAGAUCAUCUUGUACGCUGAUACUGAGACCGCUGGAACACUUUGGUUCCCUAGGAUAGUGGCACCUAGAAAUUUGAUGAACAAUCCAGGGCCAAAUACAAGUCUUCUAGUUAGCGGACCCUAUCUUGUACGGGAUGCAAAGUUCGCGGAUGGGGAUGGCACGGCAUUGAAUCUUCGUGGGGACUUGAUCGAAGGUGUCAGACUGGUUCUUGUCGGGUUACCUCCAACUGUUCGAAGAUUGACCUGGAAUGGCCAGUUAAUCGAAGCAGACAUAGCUCCCGCUUUUUCAACUGCCAACCAAGCAAGACUUAGCACAUCAUUCGGCUCCACUUCAUUUGUUGAAGCUACUCUGACUUACAGGGCCGGCCAUCUUAGCAAUGCACAUGGUGAAAACAAUCCAUUCGAUCCGCCCAAGCUUCUCGAUUGGAUGUAUACGGAUGCUCUGCCCGAGAUACUCGCCAACUUCUCAGACGCCGACUGGACUCUGGCGGAUCACAGGCUCACGAAUUCUCCAUACAAACCGUAUGGAGGCCCCAAUGCGACAAAUCUUUAUGGAUGUGAUUAUGGAUUGUUAGUUAAAGUGGAUUUCAGUGCCGAUUCCCCUCUGCGAGGAAUUACGAUAUAUCGUGGCCAUUUCCAUGCGACUGGAUUGGAGCAAGCCACGAGGCUCAGCCUUGCCGGAGGUCAAGGGUUUGCCGCGAGCGUCUGGAUCAAUGAUGUCUUUCUGGGGACUGAGUGCGGCAAUGUGAUUGCUGAGCAGAAUCAAACAUUCAUAUUUCCAAACUCUUCUGUUGUCAAAAAUGAAAAUGUUUUGACAAUUGUCUUGGAUAAUAUGGGUUUUGACGAGUCGGAGGGCUGGAAUCCCGAUUCGGCCAAAUCGGUCCGGGGAAUCCGUGAUUACGAACUCAUUGGAGGGAAGUUCUCUUCAUGGCGCCUUCAGGGAAAGCUGGGUGGCUUCAUGGGAUAUCGAGACAAGUUUAGGGGGGUCUUAAACGAGGGUGGCUCGUAUCCUGAGAGGAUGGGAUGGCACCUUCCCGAGUUUGAUACUUCGUCGUGGCUCUUGCGGUCGCUCAGCGAGGGCCUGCCUCGAGGCGGGGCGGGACUUGGUUUAUUUGUCACUAAUUUCACUCUCAACAUUCCCACUGGUUUUGACGUGCCUAUGUCUUUCGUCUUCGAUCACGUCGACCAGCCGUAUCGAGCCCUUCUGUUUGCCAAUGGUUGGAUGAUGGGCAAAAGAGUUGCGAACCUAGGCCCUCAGUACAAAUUCCCUGUUCACCAGGGUAUUAUCAAUUACCGUGGCGUGAAUACGGUGGCAGUCCUCCUGUGGGUUCUUGAGGAUGCUAUCGUCAAUCCAUCGCUCAAGCUGGUAUAUGACGCCGUGAUAGACGGAGGUAUUAACGAGUGGUAAUUUUGGACCAAUUGAGUCACCGGUAAAAUCCGACUCCCCAACGCUGAAGCUCAAAGUGUGGAAUAUGCUUACUCAUUGGUACAUAUCGGGCAUGUAGCCCUAACUAUCCUUCCAUACUGCGAGGACAGCUCCCAGCCC
Cantharellus anzutake is the source of this 3262-nucleotide messenger RNA. RefSeq lists its product as uncharacterized. The coding region runs from base 68 to 3124 and encodes 1018 amino acids. Gene Ontology annotation, molecular function: beta-galactosidase activity. The record is from RefSeq and is a predicted model, not a curated record. Gene Ontology annotation, cellular component: vacuole. The transcript is spliced from 18 exons. Lineage: Eukaryota; Fungi; Basidiomycota; Agaricomycetes; Cantharellales; Hydnaceae. Gene Ontology annotation, biological process: carbohydrate metabolic process.